This is a messenger RNA of Eublepharis macularius, 2031 nucleotides long. Its product is annotated as very long-chain specific acyl-CoA dehydrogenase, mitochondrial-like. The transcript is spliced from 20 exons. Gene Ontology annotation, molecular function: fatty-acyl-CoA binding; flavin adenine dinucleotide binding; very-long-chain fatty acyl-CoA dehydrogenase activity. The coding region runs from base 1 to 2031 and encodes 676 amino acids. NCBI's taxonomy places the organism in Eukaryota, Metazoa, Chordata, Lepidosauria, Squamata, Eublepharidae. The record is from RefSeq and is a predicted model, not a curated record.
AUGCCUUGCCUGGGCCCUGGCCCAGAGACGGUGGACCGGGCCCCCGUCAUUACCUGCUGGGGCUCAGUGUUGGAAGAGAAAAGGAUGACGACAAAAACGAUGGGGCCUCCUCCUCGAGCUUUCCCAGCAGAGGGAAUGUUGCGUCUCAUCCGCAGCGGGGCGAUACUCGACUGGUGGAGGCAGCUUUGGACCAAGUCCAGCUUCAGGGUGCUGCCCCCCUCUGAGGCCGGAAGAGACCAGAAAGCGAGAUACUCUCAUCAAGCAGUGACGGGGUCCACUUCUUUUGUCACAAACUUAUUCAGUGGGCACUUAGUCCCCGAAAAUGUCUUUCCUUUCCCCUCAGCUCUCUCUCUGGAGCAGGCCCAGUCCCUGCAGGCCAUGCUCGACCCCUGUGCCCGCUUCUUCCAGGAGGUGAACGACGCAGCUGCCAACGAGGAGCUGGGGAGCAUAGAGGAGGCCACCUUGGGGGGCCUGAAGGAAAUGGGCUGCUUUGGGCUGCAAGUGCCAGAAGAGAUGGGGGGUGUCGGGUUGACCAACACACAGUAUGCUCGCAUGGUGGAGGUGGUCGGGAUGCAUGACCUGGGAGUGGGCAUCAGCCUCGGCGCUCACCAGUCCAUUGGCUUCAAGGGGAUCUUGCUCUUUGGGACCAAGAGCCAGAAGCAGAAAUACCUGCCCAAGCUGGCAUCUGGCGAGGUCUACGCCGCCUUUUGCCUGACCGAACCGUCCAGCGGCUCAGAUGCUGCCUCCAUUCAGACCACAGCCGAGCUCAGUCCCUGUGAGAAAUUUUACAUCCUCAAUGGCGGGAAGAUUUGGAUCAGUAAUGGAGGCACCGCUGAGAUCUUCACAGUGUUUGCCAAGACGCCCGUGAAAAAUAUCACCACCGGGGAGGUGACCAACAAGAUCUCGGCCUUUAUCGUGGAGCGAUCCUUCGGGGGAGUGACCAGUGGCCCUCCUGAGAAGAAAAUGGGGAUCAAAUGCUCGAACACGGCCGAAGUCCAUUUCGACAACGUGAAGGUGCCGGCAGAGAACCUGCUUGGAGGCCUGGGGAAAGGCUUCAAGGUGGCCAUGAACAUCCUCAACAACGGGCGCUUUGGGAUGGCCUCAGCCCUGGCUGGCACCAUGCGGGGCGUCAUCCUCAAGGCAGUGGACCAUGCUGCCAACCGGAAGCAGUUUGGAAGGACCAUCAGCAGCUACGGGGCAAUUCAGGAGAAAGUGGCCCGGAUGGCCGCUCUGCUGUACGUGACGGAGGCCAUGGCGUAUGUGCUGAGUGCCAACAUGGACAUGGGGGUGACGGAGUACAAGCUGGAGGCGGCCAUCAGCAAGAUCUUUGCCUCGGAGGCUGCCUGGACCGUGACGGACGAAGGCAUCCAGAUCCUCGGCGGAAUGGGGUACAUGAAGGAGGCAGGUUUGGAGCGUGUCCUGCGAGACCUGAGGAUCUUCCGCAUCUUUGAGGGCACCAAUGACGUCCUCCGCCUGUUUGUAGCCCUGUCCGGCCUCGAGCAUGCUGGGGAGGAGCUCAGCAGCCUGCAGAAAAGAAUGGCCACCCCAGUGAGGGAAAUGGAGACCAUCGGCCAGGAGGUGGUCCGGAGAGUGAAACGUAAAGUUGGGGUCCCCAGCGGCAUCUCUCUGCAGGGAACUGUGCACCCCGAUCUGGACGACAGCGCUGCUCUGGUCACCAAGGCCAUUGAUCUGUUUGGUGAAGCUGUGGAGAGCCUGCUACUGAAAUACGGUGCAACCGUGGCAGACGAGCAGUUCCUCCUGAAGCGCGUGGCGGAUGCUGCCAUCGACAUCUAUGCCAUGGCUGUGGCUUUGUCCAGGGCCAGCCGGACGCUCGCUCUCAGGCAGCCCACCGCUCAGCAUGAGAAACUCCUCUGUCGGACCUGGUGCCAAGAGGCGUUCCAGCGGGUGCGGGUGACUCUGCUGGAAACCAGGUCCCCCAGGUGGGAGGAGUCCUUUGCCGACAUGAAGCAGAUCUCGGAUGCCCUGGUGCGGAACAAGGGGACGGUGGCCACCCAUCCGCUGGGCUUCUGA